This is a messenger RNA of Fusarium keratoplasticum, 3324 nucleotides long. RefSeq names its product Protein STU1. Gene Ontology annotation, molecular function: microtubule binding. Gene Ontology annotation, biological process: mitotic spindle assembly; astral microtubule depolymerization. The record is from RefSeq and is a predicted model, not a curated record. Lineage: Eukaryota; Fungi; Ascomycota; Sordariomycetes; Hypocreales; Nectriaceae. The transcript is spliced from 4 exons. The coding region runs from base 1 to 3324 and encodes 1107 amino acids. Gene Ontology annotation, cellular component: mitotic spindle midzone; microtubule organizing center; mitotic spindle.
AUGACACUUAAUGGAGAGACGAGCGUAUUCGUCGCCUACAAGUCCAUGGCCGACACAAAGCUCACCGAUCAGCAGGUCGCCGACCUCGCGACCAUCCUCCGUAGCGACUCGACCCUCGACUCCAAGGUUCAGUACGUCACCGUCAUCAAGUCCGGCAUCAAGCAGCACAAUGUCCCCGAGGCGAGCGUCCCGCAGCUGUUUGACGGCUUGCGCACUGCCGCCACCUCGCAGCAUGCCGCCCUCAUGAACGCCGGAUUCACGGCGCUCAACCACCUCCUGACCCGCCUGUCCCGCCAGGACCCCAAGCUCUUGACCAAGGAGGCCGCUCGCACGCUGCCCCUGGUCAUCGAGAAGCUCGGGGACCAGAAGGACAAGUUUCGCUCUCUCGCAUCGCACUCCCUCGUUACUCUGUACACUGUCGCGCCCGCCGAUGUUGAGCGAUUUGUCCGGAAUACGGCCAUGGGAGGGAAGAGCGCCAGAGCCAAAGAGUCUGCCAUGAAUUGGCUAUUACAGAUGCACAAAGAACAGGGACUUCCCUUCCGGGCCUAUGUUCCCACGCUAAUGGAGCUACUCGAAGAUGCCGACGGUAUGGUUCGAGAUGCCGCAAAGAAUACUGUCAUUGAACUCUUCCGGUCCGCCCCGGGUGCCGCCAAGUCAGAUCUCAAGAGACAGCUCAAGAACUUCAAGGUGCGACCCGCCAUUGAGCAGGCCAUCGUCAAGGAACUUGCCCCGACGUCUGGGCGUCCCGAGACACCUUCUGAAGCCCCUCCGCCGCCUCGUCCAGUACUCUCCGCCAGCGUCUCGUCCAUCGCCGACCGUCCCAUCACCCCAGGCAUCGACACUAAGCCCGAGAGCCUCGACCCAUUGUAUGUCAACACGCACCGAGAACUCGACGACAUUUUUAAGGAAAUGGCGUGGUUUUUCGAUGGCAAGGAGUCGGAACAAAACUGGAUGAAGCGAGAGGAUUCCAUCACAAAGCUCCGAAGGCUGCUUGUGGGCAACGCGGCAUCUGACUUUCCCGAUAUCUACCUUGCUGGGAUUCGAAGCAUGUUGGACGGCAUCAUCAAGACGAUCGUCUCGCUGAGAACCAGUCUGUGCAAGGAGGGAUGCGGCCUUGUUCAGGAGGUUGCCAACACGUUUGGCCCGGCCAUGGAUCCCAUGGUUGAGCUGCUCAUGCAGACGUUUGUCAAGCUCUCCGCCGGAACCAAGAAGAUCAGCUCGCAACUCGCCAAUGUGACGGUGGAUACGAUCGUGAGCAGAGUCUCGUACACGCCUCGACUGAUGCAGCACAUCUGGAUGGCCUGUCAGGACAAGAACGUCGCGCCUAGGACAUACGUCACGGGCUGGCUCAAGACCAUCUUGAAGAAGGAGGCCCAGCACAAGAAUCACAUCGAGCACACUGGUGGUGUUGAUCUGAUCGAGAAGUGUAUCAAGAAGGGCCUGGCGGAUGCGAACCCGGCAGUGAGAGAGAAGAUGAGAUCGACAUUCUGGGCAUUCUGGGGGAUCUGGCCCGCGAGAGCAGAUGCUAUCAUGGCCGACCUGGACACGACUGCCCAGAAGCUCCUCAACAAGGACCCUAGCAACCCCAACUCGCCCAAGAAGACAGAGCCUGUGGCACGCCCAGGCCUUGGACUUUCCAAGAGCACAAUGGGCACCAGCAAACCUAGCCUCCGCGAGACAAUGAUGGCUCAGCGAAAGGCAAACCUUGCUGCCAAGAACCUCCCUGCUCGACCUGGCUCUGCCAUGGCUCACCUCUCACCCGUGAAGACAACGACCACAGCUACCAAGCCUUCAGCAACUCGAACCCGGCCAGAGGCUGGCGGCAUGUCAGGGGCUCCGAUGCGGCCAACGAGGAGAAGGCCGGAGCUGGCGGCUCGUCCUGCCACUGCUGGCCCUUACUCUGUUCGUGAUCACCCAUCUGUGGAACCUGGGAGUCCUGAGAGUGUGAGGUCCAAGACCACGACGCCAAGGCCCAGAGCGACCACUCCUAAGAGGACUGGACCUCGGCCGCGGCCCGGUCAUGCGCCUCACGCCAGCGAGUCCAGCUUGCCAUCUCCUACUUCUGCAAGGUCGCCAGCCAAGCCAGCCGCUUCGCCCCGUGUGAGCCCUACCAAGUUGAAGCAAUCGCAGUCUGCUAUGCUGCCCUCGAGCAGUCCCUCAAGGGCGAAUGAGGAUUUCACUCUCGUAGUCCCAACCAUGGCUGGCUUGCAACGGCAGGCAUCUGCACCACCUCCAGAGGCGCCUGAGGAGUUGAGCACACCAGUGACCGAGUCAAUGCCAGAGCCCGCAGUAGAGCCUGCUCCGGAACCUGCACCAGAGCCAGUGGCAGAGCCCGUGGUAGAACCCACUCCAGCUCCCGCUCCCGUUCUCGCAGAGCCCAUGCAGGUAGAGCCCGUGCCUGGAACUCCUGCCUCGACAUUGCAAGUGUACGAAGACCCCUUUACUGAUGAUCAGGCAACCCCCAAGCCGACCUUCAACCUUCCUGUGCUGGAGGACAAGCCCGUCAACGCCGAUGCGGCCAACCUGCCCAACGCCCAGGCUCCCGUGAUGCAAGACGUAGACUCUCCCGAGAGGACGAAGCAGAACUCGCGGCUGCUUGACAGCGGCAUCACCAGGAUCAAGGCCCGAACUCUUGAUGUCCACGGCUUCCGGAAGUUGCAGUCUCUCUUGCGAGACAGCAAGGGCAUCUUCACGGACGACAAGUUUGAGGCGCUUCUGAUUGGCCUGUUCCAGUAUCUUGAGGACCCCUUGCCCAAUGUCAACAUGGACAAGGCCCAGGAUAUCAAGGCCCAGAUCCUGGCCACCAUCAGGCUACUUCUCCGAAAGGAACGUGACAACUUCCAGCCUCACGUGUCCAGGGGCCUCGAGUCUCUUCUCGAGACUCGCAGCGCAUAUGACAUCCGUGCACACAUUGUCAGCGGCGUCGAGCUGCUGGCUGACGAGCUUGUCACCAUUGGUGACGGCUCUGAGAUUGUUGUUGUUCUGACCAAGCGUCUCCAAGCGUACGACGGCACUGCCCCCGAGGACAACCGUAUCCUCAGCACGGGUCUGCAUGUUCUACGAACCAUGCUUGACAAGAGAACUAACUUUGUGCCCACCGACACGGAGCUCGGCCAACUUGCUGCCCUUGCUGGUCGAUGCCUCGUCUCGGUCGACUCGGGCGUCCGCAUGGAUGCCGUUCAGCUCUGCGUGGCUCUGCACGCUCGUGUCGGCGAGGAGGCCUUCUGGCAUGCCCUCAAGGAUGUCCAGGACGAUCCGAAGAGCUUGAUCACGUACUACAUCGUCAAGAGACAGCGUGAGCAGGGUCCUUCUAUUGCUGCCUGA